UGGAAGCUGCAUCAAAUUGGAGAGCCGCGAACUCCAUCAUGAAGCAUGCAUAGGGUACGAGCUUGAAGUAGAGAUGGAGCCGGUUACAGGUCGGGGCAUCGGGGCGGGAAGAUCCGCCAUCACGUGGCGCAUCAACAGGUUGGACGAACCAAAGAAUUCAAAACACUGAUUCCGGACACAACAUGUCGACAAGAAGCACGAUGUUUCAGGAGAUCCGGAUAAUUCUACUGCAACGGCAAUAGUUCACGUGAGCCGGCACGUUCCCGUGAUCGACCGUUCCGCGACUGCCCAGGUGAGUCACAGGUUCGGGUUCGGCUGCUAUCGAUAAGCGUAGGCACCACAGUAUGGUCUCAGCAAAACCAUUCCAAGGUUGCCACCACUAUUCUCUCCUUCUUCCUAGACAUCGCAAAUUCCAAACAAAGUGUGUUUUGAUCAAUCGAUAAUAUGAUAACCCUGGAUGCAUUACCGAUCGAGAUUCUGUCACUCAUAGCUAGCUUUCUCGAGCACCCCCGAGACGUAUCCAAUUUAUCCUCAACCUGCCGAAGAGUGAACCACUUCACCCAACUAGAUGGCUGGAAAGCCUAUCUCAAAGGCCGAUUUGGCAUCACCGGCCGGGACUCGGAUGCUCUCAGUACUGUGCAUGGCCUCACCACCCUGUACCGCAACUGGGAGCGAAAAGCCCUUGUGGCAAGAAACCUACGUCCCAGGCCAACUGUCACGAGCUUAAACAAUUGGGGCCAAACCACUUGGACCGAUCAAUCGACGCAAACCAUAGGCUACCAACCAAGUAUUGACAGCUAUGAAGAGAUAUAUGGAGGCUGGGCGGACCGGCGAGAGGUGCUGGCCUGGGCGGCUGGUACACGUGUGUUGGUGCGGAUUAAAGAUACGCAUCAAAAGGCCAAUUUUUCGCUGGAUGAGCCUUUCCGAGGGGAAUAUGACGUAUACGGCCACCCGACUUCAUGGUACUCUUACGGGAUAGAGGACGCAAUCGAUGGAGUUGACGACAUCAUGUCCGUUGGACUGCUACGUCCUCAUCAGAAACACGAAUCGCUGGAGUGUAUCACAACGACGACAGCGACUGGCGAACUCGAAUUGAUAUGUUUCGAUGUCGAAAACAGAAAAACUAAGACGCAGCGCUAUACCCCGACGGGUGGGAGAAGCUACCUUUCCAUGUCUCCCGCUUCUCAGCCGUUAAUGGCGACCACAGCGGAAAAUGCAAGGCUGAGGUUGUACCCUGUCAAUCCUGACUGCGUUGUGGACUCGGUGCAGUCGUCCAUCAGCGAAGUGGAGGUAAAAGCACCUCAACCGACCAGUAUGCCCUUGACUCUUGCGGCAUGCAAUUUCAUCUCCGAAGAUAAAGUAGCCGUGGCCCUGGGGCCCAGCCAGCAAAUCGUCCAAGUGUUUGAUAUCACUCCCACCGGAUUCUCAGCCAGCCCCAUUCGCAAGAUCUACUCGCCUUCGGAGCCAGAGUAUUUCAUUUUCGCAUAUUGCCUCCUGUCUCUUCCCAAGGACUCGCGCGCAGGAGGCAACUCAGGCAAUAUCUUCUUCUCCGGCGCCAACGACGGCCUCGUCCGGCUCCACGACCUGCGGUCACAUAAAGAUUGCGAGGCCAUCUUCGGCGACGUCACGAAUGACCAGGCAAUAUAUUCUCUCGCACUUCAAGGCCAGGAGCGUAUCAUCGCCGGAGGCAAUGCGCACUCGAUGUUGAAGAUCUACGAUAUCCGGUUCCCCGGCACACACGCAUACAGCUCCAUUACCCUGCCGUCGAGGCCUCGCGUGCGGAAAGUGCAUCCCCCCAAUCGGACCCGCGGCUUCGGUGAUUUCAUCAACCCGAAGAAACUUGGGGAUGCACAGCUCGUCACGGGGGGUUGGAACCUCUAUCUGCGGCCCAACAACAGAAUAAGGGGCGUUAGCAUCGGCCAUCCAUACCAAGCACCUUCCUCCGUCUACAGCCUCUCCAUCCCCUCAUCCACGUCGCCUUCCCUGUACGCGGGCCUCACGGGCUGCGUGCUGGGCCUCGACUUCGUCUCCGUGCUCGACAAGCACCCCGAUCCCCUCCACGCAGGAAACCGUCUCCAGUACCUAGACACGGGAAACGUCGACGUGGUGCGGACGUACAAUCCAGACAACGAUGUCCUGGACCUGUCCAUGUAUCACCAGGGCACUGAGGGGGAGCUGGACAUGUCGCUUUUCGUGCAGCACGGCGCAAACAACGAAGUCGCAGAGUUUGCGAAGUCGAGGGAUUCGGCGAAAUUGGCGGGCAUGGAUGAGAGAUGGCGGGAUCCUGCCGAGGACAAGUGGGUUCGUGGUCAGGAGCCGGGGAUGCAAAUGAAGGGCGAUAGAGGGCAUCGUAGGGGAGGUAGGACGCGCAGGAGAGGGAGGGGACAUGCUUAGUCGGUGAUACCGCAAAUGAAGAUAUGGGAAGAGUCGGGGAAAGACCUUGAUGGCAUCGGAAAAGCUAAGAUUGGGAAAGAGUUGGGAAAGAACUUGAUGGCGUUUGACAUGCUGUCUUUGGACAUCGAUCGCAAUUUCUCAUUUCCUCAUAGAUGGACAACGCGCGUGGGAUAGACACUCAUAUAAACAUGCGAGUACUUCGUAAAAUUCUAUAGACGAUUCCUUUUAU
Molecule: messenger RNA, 2623 nt
Organism: Westerdykella ornata
Lineage: Eukaryota; Fungi; Ascomycota; Dothideomycetes; Pleosporales; Sporormiaceae
Exons: 1
Coding region: 445-2394 (649 amino acids)
Molecular function (GO): protein binding
Source: RefSeq, a predicted model, not a curated record